This is a messenger RNA of Rhopilema esculentum, 2636 nucleotides long. RefSeq lists its product as uncharacterized. The record is from RefSeq and is a predicted model, not a curated record. Gene Ontology annotation, cellular component: cytoplasm. NCBI's taxonomy places the organism in Eukaryota, Metazoa, Cnidaria, Scyphozoa, Rhizostomeae, Rhizostomatidae.
CUUCCAGCCCCCCCGGUUCCGACGGGCCUGUAAUAUAGUGGGGCGUUAUAAAAGAUAGCGGGGUUGGAAUGACGUAUUGAAGUUUCACGGUUACUGCGUAGCGUGUGGUGUUAUCGCGGAGGAGAUUUUAUGACAACGACGAACGGAGAUGAAGUUAGGGACGAAAUCAUGCCGAAAUAGCAUAGGUAGCGUAGAAAUUAAUGGAAUAAUCGUUCACAAACCCAUUUCGAUAUCGUACUGAGCUUCUUUCUUGGUAUAAUUCGUUACAACUGAUCUCUAUUUUGUAAGAAAAGGAAUCAUUCAAAGAAUGGAGCAGGGAGGGCUGUUCGAUGUACAAUUGGCCUAGGCUGUUAUUGCAGAUGAACAGUUCAAGCACUACAACAUAGAACAUAGACAGACGGGAAAAGACACUUGAAGCAUGUCAUUAUACUGUUAUAAACUUUUAAAAUUGGCGUAUGCCAUCACUUUGCUUUCAGUUCUAUUUAUGUGCGUGUCAACAAAUUGGGGAUUCAAAACUGGCGUUGAUUCGGUUGAAAAUUUAAAGGCAGACCCUGAUAAAAACAAAGUUUAUUCACCUACACUAAAUGGAUCCUUCGUUGGAAGAGGAAUCAAAUUUACUGCUCGACCUUCCCAGCUCAAAAUUGUAAACAAAACUUUACACAGGGCAUCGAUAACACCACGGAAUAACAUUUUUGGAGCCACCAAUACAAGUGAACGUUUGCCUGGAAAAAAUUGGACAAAACAAACAGGAAAAGAGAAAAUAAAAAAAAUUGAAGCAAUUUGGACCAGUACAGUUGAUUCAAAGAAACAUAAUAGCAACGAAUCGUCAACAAACAGCCAAAAUACAGUAAAUUCAACGCAGCAACCAAAGAUUACGGUUGAAGAGCCAGACUGCUCGAAAUUUGUCUCAAAGGAUGCAAAUACUACAAACCAAGGAGACAGUUUUUGCUACAGCCCAAAUGAUAGUCUGAAAUGUUAUCAAGAUCCUAUCUUUUGUGAAACAUAUCAUUUAAGUGGGAAAAGAGAACUGAGAUGGCCAGCCUAUGGUGAAUACAGUCACCUUUCGCAUGAACAUUGGGUAAAAAUUCUGCAGCAUGGCGGAGUUGUUUUUCUGUAUCAUCCAUGUGCCAACACCUCAUUAGUCACAAAACUUAGGCAACUAGCUGAGAGUUGUCUGCAUCGCUAUGUGCUCACCCCAUAUGAAAAACUAACUUCAUCAAAGCCUAUUGCCCUGGUGUCAUGGGGAUGUUUUCUCUUAAUGAACAAAGUUGAUUUUCCUACUUGCAAACGCUGGAUUAAAUCACAUGCAUACAAAGGCCCUGCUUCACAUAUUCACAAAAAUGGCACUUACGAACAUCAGCUUGUGAGAGCUGCAAAAGUGAUCACUGACGUCAAAGAUACAUUUCUUUGUCCUGAUGAGCAUGAAAAGGCAUCUUUACAAACUACCAAGUCCCCAGUUCUGACUACUGCCCGACCAAAGCAUCACAUUGGGGAAGAGAUCAUAAUGAAGCGUCUUGCCAAAGCAAAGCAUAAAACACAGACCCACCAAAGGGUGCUUGAACCAGUAGCUGUAGACAGAAAGAAGGCCUUCACAGCAUUUGGCAGCCUCGUUUUCCUGUUUAUUCUUCUCUUGAUUUUCCUUCUCUACACUAAACUAUGGACACCAAAUUUUGGUACUAGAAAAAGGUUUAGAUACGAAAAAUUGGGUGAUCUCGAAUCAGAAUCAGAGUACUACGAGUCUCAGUUCAGCCUGUUAAAGAGUGGUCAAGAAUUCAUAAGCAGUUUAAAACGAAGCAAGAAGACACAGAGACGAGAUGCUCAGUGUAAGGUGAAACUUCUAGCACCAAUUAUUGAGGAAGAUAGCGACUCUGAUUUUGGCUGACUUGAAUCGCAAGGCACGCUAUUGUGUUAUCUCCUAAUGUUUAAACCUCAGGCAAGGAUAAAGGCGUGACAGAGCAUUGGCAACAUUGUCUGACUGGCCAGGUCUGUGUCUUUUAGGCCAGGUCAGCAGGAGCUCUCCAUGGUGCAGACAUAAAAAGAGGGAAAGAAUUAGGUGUGUGUAUGUGUCAAAUUGGAUUUGUUACUCGUUUAAAGGUAGAACACAGAAGUUGAACCAAUGCAGUUUUUUAUUUGUUUCUGCAAUGGACAAAAUGCUUGUUGUUUGUUAUCAACAGUUUUCAAACAGUUAUCAAAUUCUUAUUGAUGACUACUGUCCAUAAAUAUCACCUUAUACAAGGAAAAUAAAGCUCUGUUUUUACAGGUCCAGAAUUUAUCUAAAAUGGAUCUAAGUGGAUUUACAUUAAAACAUUAUUAAACUACAUUGAACUUACUGGCAGACAAAAAUGGAGGCCUUACAUGCAGAUAAAAAAAAUUGACCCAGAUUAGAUACUUAUUUGUUUGAUCUACCUUUGCCAUUGCAUGGAAUAGAGAUGAACAAAGACAAAUGAACAGCAAUCUUUGUAACAGUGUGUUUUCUGAAUUUCUGGUGGUAAAUUGAUACUUAUAAAAAGAAUUUAAGGUUCUUCAGAAACAUAGAAUUGAAUUAUUCUUAUUUCUGUAUUUCCAAGAAGGAUUGGAGUUAUAAAGCAGAAUGACAAUUUUUAUUCAAUUAUUUAAAAUAAACCAAUUUCUCAUUA